Messenger RNA from Myripristis murdjan (pinecone soldierfish), 1900 nucleotides. Its product is annotated as low density lipoprotein receptor adapter protein 1. The record is from RefSeq and is a predicted model, not a curated record. The transcript has 9 exons. The coding region runs from base 8 to 892 and encodes 294 amino acids. Lineage: Eukaryota; Metazoa; Chordata; Actinopteri; Holocentriformes; Holocentridae.
CCUCGGGAUGGACGCGCUGAAAUCCGCCGGGAGAGCGAUCAUCAAGAGCCCCGGAGUUCCGCGGCACAAUUGGGGAACUUCGAAGCACGAAAAGCUGCCAGAGAACUGGACUGACACAAAGGAGACGCUGCUGGAGGGGAUGGUGUUCAAUGUGAAGUACCUGGGUAUGACCCUGGUGGGACAGCCUAAAGGAGAGGACAUGGCGUCGGCUGCCAUUCGCAGGAUUGUCGCCAUGGCCAGAGCCAGUGCCAAGAAGUUCCGCAAAGUAACACUGACGGUUUCCCCGAAAGGCAUCAUCAUCACAGACACAGAGACGACAGACCUCAUAGAGAAUGUCUCCAUAUACAGAAUCUCCUACUGCACAGCGGACAAAACUCAGGAUAAGGUCUUUGCCUAUGUUUCUCAGAGUCAGUUCAAUGAAACUUUGGAGUGCCACGCAUUUCUCUGCCAAAAGAAGAAGAUUGCUCAGGCUGUGACAUUAACUGUAGCCCAGGCCUUUAAAGUAGCGCUAGAUCUGUGGGAGAUUGCUCAGGAAGACAAAAGCAAGAAGGCCAGGACCUGCUGUUCGUGUGCGGCAGGCGACGGGCAGACAGAGACAGCAGACAGCCAGUGUGUUUCAGCAGAUCCAGAGACACACAAACCUAACGGGAUGGAGGAGAAGCUCCGGAGGCCCCUCUUCUCUGCCUCGCUCAGCUCUCCCUCACCCCGCAGCAACCCCACUCGCAGGCGGCCAAUCAAACAUGACUCCUGGGAUAUGGAGGAUGGGCUCGAUGACGCAUUCUCAAGACUGGCCGAGUCCCGCUCCGAACCAGUCUCUGACAAUGCAGCUCUGAGUCCCCAGGAGGUCUCCCUUGAAGAGGUUUUGUCUAUAAGCAGCAGUGACUCAGAAUAAAACACCCAACAAUAGCUACUCAACGCACAGCAUCACAAGUGUAAACCGCCACAAUCCAAUUACCACAACACACUACAACACCCUAGACCAGCUUAAAAGACAGCACAACUUCUCAUGGUCCCUGGUGCACCACCUGAAGCAGAAGACUACCUGCUUAACAUUCUGCAGUUGCCGCAAACAAGCCAAAAGGACUUCCCUGAUCUGUGAAUCGGCCUGUCAGUCAAAGCAUACUGCACUCAAUGUAAACAGCCAUCUCCAGCCAUCUCCUACCGUACACAACAUACAUAGCCAAUCCAUACAACUGGCCACCUCCAGGUAAAUAAAAAUUUGCUCUGCACAAACAGUUUUUUUUUUUUUAGACAUAAUAAACUCCUUUACAGCUGAGUACCCACAGAAGACACUAAUGAUGAAUAUCACAGUUGGAUUUUUUUUUUUUUUUUUUUUGGGGGGUAAAUUUGCAAAAAACACACCAAGCAAAUAAAGUGUCCAUUUGCACAACUAGAAGUUAGAUGAGAUAAACAAACAUCCACCACCCUAUGAAAAAUUCUGAAAUUUGUAUAUACUCCUCUCUCAGUGCUUUGUGAAAGUGCAAAGGCUCUGUAACUUUGUAGUCUGCUCAGUGGAGUAGCAGCUGUCAUCUGAAGUGGCACUGGAAGCGGUCCAGGCGUUGCAGCAGAGCCUGGCGUGAUUCUUCUUCAGUGGUAUUUGAUGAAUUAUACACUCAUUUUAUCCUCUUGAUCGCACCUGUUUUAUAUGGCGAACAAAGCAGCACAUGACUGUAAAUCAACAGUUUGACGUUACUGUGGCUUUUUCUCUUCAUGUCUGCUCCUUUUCCUUUGUGUCAGUGUUUCAUGUGCAGUAGCAUAAGCAUAGUAUCAUAAAAGUGAGAAUCAGACCUGGAAAAUAAUGACAAGCUUCUAAAAGAAGCAUGCAUUAUAAUGGGAUUCUACACAGAAUGGAAAAGAGUGUAUAAAUCUUUAAACCAGUAUUUUAUAGAUCUAAGAUUUG